AUGGCCUCUAACGCCCCAAUAAACGGAGUGAAAAUUUCUCCCAUCGACGAUCCUCAGAAGAUCGUCAAGGUCGUCGCCUCGGAUGGCAAAUCAGCCGACACGAGGGACAUCUCUUACUCUAACUGCAAGGUGAUCGGCAACGGCUCCUUCGGUGUCGUAUUUCAGGCCAAAAUCGUUGGGUCUGCGAAUGAUGGAGAGGAUAUUGCAAUCAAGAAGGUUUUGCAAGACAAGCGGUUCAAGAACCGCGAGCUUCAGAUCAUGAGGCUCGUCACUCACCCGAAUGUCGUCGAUCUCAAAGCCUUCUUCUAUUCUAACGGUGAUAACAAGAAAGACGAAGUGUAUCUUAACUUGAUGUUAGAAUAUGUCCCCGAAACCGUCUACCGCGCAAGUCGCCACUAUGCCAAACUCAAACAGCCCAUGCCCAUGCUUCAAAUCAAACUGUAUAUGUACCAACUCCUCCGGUCUCUCGCCUACAUCCACUCCGUUGGUAUCUGCCACCGAGAUAUUAAACCUCAGAAUCUAUUGCUGAACCCAGCGACGGGCGUCUUGAAACUCUGUGACUUUGGUUCGGCGAAGAUCUUGGUUGCCGGUGAACCCAACGUUAGCUACAUCUGUUCGAGAUAUUAUCGGGCACCCGAAUUGAUUUUUGGUGCCACUAACUACACUACUUAUAUCGAUGUCUGGUCGACGGGUUGUGUCAUGGCUGAGCUGAUGCUCGGACAGCCCCUGUUCCCUGGCGAGAGCGGCAUCGAUCAGUUGGUGGAGAUCAUCAAGGUUUUGGGUACCCCGUCUCGGGAGCAGAUCAAGACGAUGAACCCGAACUAUAUGGAGCACAAGUUCCCGCAAAUCAAACCUCAUCCCUUCUCCAAGGCGAGUAACUAUCUUGUUUUCCGGCCGCGCACUGCGCCAGAAGCCAUUGAUUUGGUUUCGAAGCUGUUGGAGUACACGCCUGGCGCUCGCCUGAGUGCAGUUGAGGCGAUGGUACAUCCGCUCUUUGACGAGCUGCGGGUAGAAGGAGCGAGGAUGCCGAACGGGAAAGACUUCCCGCCUCUGUUUGACUUUACGCGAGAGGAGCUAUCCGUGCGGCCCGACCUGCUCCGGCAACUUGUACCGCUGCACUGCGAAGGAGAGCUGCGCUCUCGAGGAAUUGACGUGGACAAUUUUGUACCGAUACCUUUGGAACAGCUGAAGAUCACACUCGACUAG
This is a messenger RNA of Coniophora puteana RWD-64-598 SS2, 1206 nucleotides long. RefSeq names its product Pkinase-domain-containing protein. Gene Ontology annotation, biological process: signal transduction; protein phosphorylation. The coding region runs from base 1 to 1206 and encodes 401 amino acids. NCBI's taxonomy places the organism in Eukaryota, Fungi, Basidiomycota, Agaricomycetes, Boletales, Coniophoraceae. The transcript has 7 exons. The record is from RefSeq and is a predicted model, not a curated record. Gene Ontology annotation, cellular component: cytoplasm. Gene Ontology annotation, molecular function: protein serine/threonine/tyrosine kinase activity; ATP binding; protein serine/threonine kinase activity.